This is a messenger RNA of Hyaloscypha bicolor E, 1709 nucleotides long. RefSeq lists its product as uncharacterized. The coding region runs from base 257 to 1219 and encodes 320 amino acids. NCBI's taxonomy places the organism in Eukaryota, Fungi, Ascomycota, Leotiomycetes, Helotiales, Hyaloscyphaceae. The transcript has a single exon. The record is from RefSeq and is a predicted model, not a curated record.
CUGCAAGCAAAAGUAUCCAAACUAUCGAAGCGGCGACGAAGUCAGCACUUACGAACAGAAUCUAUUCGCAGACACCACAGAGCAUUGCAUUUAUCCAACUGCUUGAUUUUGGAGCAUCUGCUGAUAAUCGCCAAGCCCUAAAACAACAUUGCAGCCUCACUGGUACCAUUGGCGAAAGCAUUCGAGCUCAACAUCAACCACACCUUCUUAAGAAAUAUACACUAAAGAUAUCCAACUCCCAGGAAGAAAUAGCGCGAUGGCUACCCCCACCUUGAUCGAUAUGCCCGACCCUCCCUCCAACCCAGACACACCAACUGAGGCCCCUGGCACCCCUAACUCCACCACAACUUCGCUCUCUGCUCUGUCAACCACAGCCAUUAAAGACGGCCAUCGCGGAUCCUCCUUCCCCCAUUCUGGCCACGGCCACCACCAUACUCCAUCAAGCAAUACCCUCGAAGCUGAACGCGCGGAUCGUAUCUCCCGUCUUGCAGGCCUGGAACGAGUUUCCACCGUCCGCCCACCAAAUCCCAACGCUGGCGGAGGACCAGCAGGACCAGCAAACAACGUGGGUCAGAUCCCGGGCUACUUCGACCAAAAUGGAAAUCCUGUCUAUACCACAAAAAUGUCCACCGUAGGGUCAGCUUCCGCGACAGGCUCGAUUGGUGGACGCACUACAACCUGGGCUAGUGGCAGUCAGAAGGGCCAGACAGACGCAGACGAUGAUGAGAUGAGUAUGGAUACGAACUAUCGGGACAUAGAUGAUAGGGACAGGUAUUCAGCGAGUGCGAUGGACGAGGAUGGGGAUGGGGAUGGCAUGAGCGAUGACAUCAGCCUAGUAGCAUUUGGAGAAGGUGCGGGAAGUACUGUUAGUGGACCUACAUAUAGCAGGAGGGAUCUGGCUUCUAGUCCUGCUGUAGGAAAAAGCGGUUUGGGUAGUCAGCUGCAGAGUAGUGGUGCUGGCACGCCUGUCAGUUCAAGCACAACCGCUACGGCUGAGCAACAGAGAAGGGAGGCUAUGAUGAUUGAUGGUUUGGCGGCCGAUGCGCCGGGAUAUGUUGAUACGGCUGCUAGGGGUGGAGUUGGUAGCCGGAGCUCUGGGGUAGAGGCGGCGGAACAGAUCAUGAGAGAUAGGCUUGAUGAGGGCGAGGUUAGGAAGCCCGCACUUGGUAGCCCCGAUGAAGCUGGUUUGGGCAAGUUUUAUUUCGAGGAGAAAAAGUGAUUGAUCUGAAUAGGGAUGUUCAUCGGAGGUAUCUUGAUUUCGUUGGCGUUUGCUAGGUCUAGGAUAUGUAGGAACUAUGGUGGUGAUACCAAGGUGGAAGUUUUCCAUAGCCUUCCAAGAACAACAUGCCCUGGAGUCAAAUGACUGCCUUUAAGCCUUGGUGCCUCGGGGACUUUUAAAUUGUCUUCGAGAGCAACCUCUCCCUGGAACAAAUGGAUUCGGAAGCUCCGUGAUUUGAGUCGUGGUGUUCCGCAAGGCGAGGAGUACCUAUGCAAGGAGAGCAUGCAGCGUAUUGUUUGCGCCUCUUCCGCCGGAGUACAAUGAGAAAUCUCGGGAGGGAGCCUUAGCCUUGUGAAAGAGCGGGAACGGAUAUGAUGCUGACAAGUUCCUUUACUGAAACGUUUAUCACAUAGAGAAGCAUAGAGGAAUCAUUCCGUCCACUCCUCGCCCUAGGCAUCCCAACAAUGAUAAUCCUCUUUCUUUGGCUCCG